Molecule: messenger RNA, 20731 nt
Organism: Porites lobata
Lineage: Eukaryota; Metazoa; Cnidaria; Anthozoa; Scleractinia; Poritidae
Source: the annotation of a GenBank genome assembly
AUGGCUGUCACUGCCGGGGUGAUAUGGUUGUGCGCUUGCGUAAGGUAUUGUCAUACCGCGGAGUUGGUAGGUGUGCUUCAGUGCAUAAUUUGGUAGCAUAUCCGUUGCCUCUGGAUAAAACACCUUAUAUCUAUUUGUGCAUUGAUAUCCAAGUCGGAAAAAAAGUGAUUACAAUCCAAAGACAUUGUAACUUUUUCUCUGUAGGUCGGCUUUCUAAAUCCAAGGUCUGUUAUGACAAAUAUGGCUGCUUUGACCUUCAUCCGAAUCCUCUGGUGCGGUUUCCACAAGAACCAUCCGAACUUGGAACAUCUUUUCUCCUUUUUACCAGGAAAAACAGUCAGACUGCGAAGAUCAUUGAUGACAGCGAUGUAAACAAGCUCAGGGAUUCAUUCUUCGAGAUUUCCAGACGAACUAUUUUUCUUAUUCAUGGAUAUUUAGGUAAGAUCGAGCUUUUUUACAAAUUAUAAAGUUGAUGAAAUUAACAAAAAAAAAACAGCUACACGACAUUUUUUAGUGGAACCUCCUCUAUAUAACGACCAUUGUAGCUAAGUAUAACGAACAAUUUUCUUUAACCUAGUAAGUAAUAGUAGAAUACCGUAUUUCCUCGAAUAAUAGCCGGGGGCGAUUAUUUCUUUUUUCGCACAAAAAGGGGGCGAUUUUUCGCGGGAAGCGAUUAUUUCAAAUAUUGCUCAGUGGAAGUCGUGCCCUUAAUAUUUUGUUUUAUUUUCCCAUUAAAUCAAAAAAUAAUCACGUCAAAUAAACUGAACAUGGGCUUUUUAAGUUUUACAAAUUUAGUUCCUUGAUUUAUUUUCAGAGGUAGCGCUUGACUUGUCACUGAUCAGGUUUGCUGAAUCGCAGUGCACUUCAACUUGUCAGGGAGGGGAUAACGGGAAGAGAAGAUGGGGAGAGGGGCGAGGGGAGAGGCGAUUAUUCGAGGGAGGCGAUUAUUUUAAGUAUUUCCAUCAAAGGGGGGCGAUUAUUCGAGGAACGCGUUUAAUCGAGGUACGGCUACCAUUAGAGGAAAUGCGGUAUAUAAAGAAGCUCGAUAUAUCGAAACCGUUCGUAAUAUUAGUUAAGAUUUUGUCAGUCCCUUUGCUUUUCGGCGUUAUAUCGAGGUUCCAGUGUAACUAUAAGGCGCAUAUUAAGACUUAUCUUUUUAAGCCUUUAUAUUGGUGAGCAAUUUUAUAUUCAGUUCUUACUUGCAUGCAUAUAUAUUCCUUCUAUUUUUUAUUUUUUUAAUGCAUUAUCUUUUAUUUGUUUCUAUUAAAGUAAUGCAGUUGUAAUGCGCAGCUGAUCAUUCUCAUGUUAAGCUACGCACAAUAAGUUCAUAAAUUAUUAUUAUUAUUACUAUUAACUAUAGUAAUGGUUCGGAAUUCGGAAUCUUACAGAAGUGGUAUCUAAAAAUAACUUAAAUUCACUCCAUUGUGUCAAAAGAAAAUGACUAUAAUCAAAGUUGAAUCAAGGUUGUCUGGUGUCAACGUGGGAUUUGACUUGGCAUUUUUAUAAUCAAAGUUUAUGUAUUUUACAUAGGCAACCUUGACGGUAUUUAUUAUGAAAUCAAAGGCGCGCUGUUGAAUCGUGAGGACUGCAAUGUGAUAAUGGUAGACUGGUCCAAAGGAGCUGCAUCCCUUCCUGGCCAAGCCAUUGGGAAUGCUCGGCUUGUUGGGGCUCAGAUAGGAGAGCUCAUAAGGUUCCUAAUCGCCAGUACUUCUCACUCGGCUAGUUCCGCUGUAAAUCGAUUCUACAUUGUGGGCCACAGCCUUGGAGCACACGUCGCAGGUUACGCUGGGAGUUAUUUGCAGGAUAAGUAUGGAUUGAGCUUGGGCCGCAUAACAGGUAAAUAAUCAAAUACGUUAUAUAACUGAAGAAAGAUACGUCCCUUACACACAUUUGUCACACUAACCAUUUUUAUUGGCUAUCAGGCUUAGAUCCUGCUGGUCUGUAUUUCAUAACAGACCCGACCAGCUUUCGGCUUGAUGAAAGUGACGCUCAAUAUGUUGAUGUCAUUCAUACCGACGCUGGGGUCGUCGGCACCACUCUUGCAAGCGGUCACACCGACUUUUGGCCAAACGGUGGAAGCAGUCAGCCAGGCUGUUUUUUCAAUUGUAAGCAUUUACAAAGUAGAGACAAUCAUAAUAUUCGCUCGAAAUAUUUCUUAUCUUUUUACGAAAUAAAGUUUUGGGAGCUACUUCUGAUUUUAACUGACCACACUCUAGCAAGGGUAAAUAGUCAGACACAUUUUAAGCCGUCUACGAGAAGUGAAUAAAUCUUUUUUUAAAGUGUUUUUAAAACUUUUCUCUGAUUUUGUACUGCUUGACAGUUAAGGUAGCGCCAAGAACAAAACUCGAACGCACUCACUUCUCUAUGAUUGCUACUAGUCUGAGGAGGUCACUUGACCUGCAAGCAAGCGUAAUUGCUUUUUGACGUUUUCGUUGCCAUCGUCGUAGUCAUUUGGUAAACUUCCUGAUACCCUAUCAACGAGCAGAGGUGGCAAGAAAAUCGCCAUUUAACUAUUUCCUACAUUAUUUGCAUCACCCAGACAAAAAUUUCCUCAUUUGCCUUUUGUAUGAAUUCACUUGAUGUUAUUUUUUAAAGCUUGCGACCACAGCAGGGCACCAAAGUACUUCCUGGCGUCUGUUGAGGGAUCUUGCUCCUGGAAAGCCUAUCCGUGUGCUGAUUACGACACAUUUCUGAAAGGCAGUUGCGCAAGCUGUAAUGGCGAAUGUCCAAGCUUGGGUCUCGAUGCUGAUCUUACUAAAAAGGGAGGAAGCUUCUACUUGCAAACAACCUCGAAGGAUCCUUUUUGUGGUAUGAUGUACUCAAUUAAUAACAACUUAUUCAUGUAGGCACGUGUUCAAUGCACCUUUUUUGUUGUUUUAUGUAUCAUGAUCACUGUUCUUGUUCACUGUUGAAAAGAAUGCAAAAGAAAAGGAAGAAAAACACUACUGAUCAGAAACGUUCCAUUACGUGCACUACAGCCAAUUCAAACUUCUCAAACUUUCUGAAUAUUACCCCUCCCCUGUGAUUCAAUUUUGCUUUUGUCAGAAAUUAGAUCUUCUGCUAAUCGUUUGAUAUCGGAUUCUGUUUUGGCUUCAAAUAACUGAAAUGGAAACAAAUGAUGUUUCGCUUUAUCUCCAAGAUGGUGAAAGGCAUUUUCAGUGCAUCGCCUUACUUUGGAGAAUGUCUACACGGACUAUAAGUAAAAGACAGGCCUACGUUGUCUCUGAUAAAAGAAAAGAGCCGAAGUUAAUAAGUUGAACUCUAAUCACGGGUAGGAUUUAACCCUGCCAAAUGAAUUUGGUGAGCCCUACUAUUUUCCCCCAAGAGGGGUGGGGGGGGUGCUGUCACUCCUCUUCGAUUCUCUUUCAACCCGAGUCAACAUACGUUAUAUUAAAGUCGUCACACUGUAUCUCGCACUUUUUAAAGAUGAUAACCACAGGAGAUCUUGUCCUCCUUUACUUGGUGUAGGAUUAUUUCUUUUAUUCUUUUAAAAGACGGUUAUACUGGUUUGGCAGUUGAGCAGUGAAUUGUUUAGGAGAAAUUAGAUGCUGAUCAAUGUUAGAGGGAAGGAUUCGUCAGGGAUCCUUUGGCUAGAGCAAAAUAUAUUUUCGAACCAAAACAUAACAAAAUAAUAAUACUUCUACCCUGCUUAGUUUGGACAGAACAGCUUAAUAGGUCAUUUUCUCGUUUAUUGCAGGAAAGACGCCCUAAAGGCCGAUGGAAACUAAAACAGCAGGAGUAAUGGUUCAAUAACUGUACCUAGUUUAUUUUGUCCGUUAAUUUUACGCACUGUUAGAGUACUCUCGCAAUAAAAUUAGUGAUAUGUUAUGAAGUCUGGGUGCUUUCGUUUAUUCCGAUUUAUUCACAUAUUGGUCCGGUUAAAAAGGCUGAGAUUUGACAAAUCUGACACUAUUUACAGGUACUUUUAUCAACACGACAAACUUAUUGAUAAUCAACUAGCAUACUGGAGAUACACAGUUAGUACACGUAAAAAAAUUGAGCAUUUUUCGCUUGUCAUGAGUUGUCCAUAUUUUGCCUUUGCAAGUGGAAUUCGGAAUUCUGGACUUUGAAAUCCAGAAAACCCUCAGCUCAAGGAAUCAGGAAUCCCUUAAAGAUUGAAAUCUGGAAUCUAAGUUCCACUGACAGAGAAUCAGCCGGGGAAUCCAGUGCCUGGAAUCCAGAAUCCAAGACUCGAUCUCUUGGAUUUCCUUACCCCAUGCUUUAUGUAGUAGAUAAUGCAUGGGGCGAUUGGACAAUGUAUAUCGAGACAAACUCUACUUUAUUCGCUUCUUAAUUGAAUGUGUAAGUACAACUGUUAGACGCAAACGCCACUGACUCAACAAACAAAUAACUUGACAGAGGAAAAUUUGACUAACUAGGUCCGUUAUGACUGUGACAAAAGGCGAAUCAAAACGCACUAAUCACAUUUAGAGCGGUCUUCAAUCAUGACCAAGAAGAUCACGGCUUAACCAGUUAGGUCAAUAUGGGCAGUUUCGCUCAUUUUUAGGGACAGUCUUCUUUAACCCUGGGGAUAAGUUAAGAUAAGAUGAAAACUUUAUUUUAGCACGAAAAAAAAAAUCAGCAUUGCUGGCGGGGUCGUGCAUACAACAAUUACAAGGAGAAUAAGGAAUACUGAAAGCAAAUGCAUAAUUAUAAAUAAAAAACUGUAAAAAUGUUUCUAACCUAUAUUUCUGUUUUUAGUUAUAGCUAAAAUAGGUUGUGCAAAUGUACAAUUGAAAAUUAAAACUGUUAAAAGUAUUCGUAACCGAUAUCUCUGUUUUUAGUUGUAGCUAAAAUAGGUUCGAAAUUCAUUUUGUCAGUAUCAAAUUUUGCAAGACAGCGUUUAAAUUCUUUCAAGGUUUUAGCCCUUGUUUCCUUGUUCGUUAAAAUGAAAGAAAUCCCUUACAUUUUCUCUUAAUAAUUCACCCCGCUUGAUACGCCGGACACCGUGGUAAUACGGACAAUUUCUAUGGCCCUUUCAGUGUCUGUAUCAAAUUGAGGGGUUUGACUGUAUUCUUUUUGAUCGGGUAAAUUUGAUCUGCUGCUGCUGCACGUUUUGCUUAUUUCAUAUACCUAUGUUUAUCCUCCCUGGUCACUUUAAACUUCAAUAAAGUGAAUUCAUUGAAAAGAAAAAAUGGGAAAAAUAAGAUUACACUCCUUGCAGCAACAGCUCAAACCUCUUAGUGCGACCUAGUAUAAUUUAAACCAUUUUUUUGUCCGAAAUCACAUCCCGCAAUCUUAUGACAUCGAAUUCCGUUUAACUUUCAUUUAAUGGAAUAGCUACAUGUCGUCUUCUGUUUCGCUUUAUCUCCAAGAUCAGGUAAAAUAUUUUUUUAGUUUAUCAUCGUGUCGCCCUAAAAAAAUGGGUACACUGCUUACGUUGUCACCUGACCAUUAACGCUGACAGAGGCGCGAAGGCCAAAGAGUUUCCUGCUAAAAGAGGGUGGGUGGAUGGGAUUUUCGGUUUUUCUGAUUUGGCCAUUGGGUUUGGGUCAGUCAGUUUUUCUUGAUUUUAAAACUGUCUGCAAUAAAUGAAAUGAAAUGUUAUGAAACGUGAAUGUUUCCGUUAAUUCCUUUUUAAUAAAUUGGCUUUAAUUUGAUUCGGAAAACUUGCCUACUUUUUGUACAACGUUCUUAGCAACAUUUUAACCUCCCUAAUCCUUUGCCUUUAACAUACACAGAAGCAUAAAAGCACAAGAUGUCUUCCCUUGGCAAAAAAUGAUGUCGCCCCAGCAGAUAAUUAACCUUAAUAAUUACAGAAAAUAGCGUCAAAUUUCUGCAGUGUCUAUUGUUUGUGUUUCACAUGGUACUCCAUGGAUCUCAGGACUUGCUUAGGCAAAAAUUUAGAAGCUGAGUUUAAAAAAAGGUUUGUAGCUUUAUUUCAGGCGUAUAAAUAUUCUCUGUCAACUCCGUGAACAACAGAGUAAGGCCAGGUGACCAGCGAAUGACAAGGGAAAAGAGGCCUCUGCCGCUAGCAGGGUGCUAGUAUCGGCGCACUACAAAGCAUGCAACACUCGCGAUCCUUGUUACAAAGUCUCCCUUCCCCUCCCUUCUUCCCGUUUUCCAAAACGAUUUAAAAAUGACUUCAUGUUAUCACAAGUACAACCUUUUUUUAUUUACAACACCACUAGAACUUACUAUUUACACAGCGAUGAAGUUUUGUUCGAAGUAACCAAAAAAGUCGUUGAACAAUAAAACUUAAAGAUUCCGAACACAGAAAAGUAUAAAUGAAUUCUUAACGUUUUAGAAAACUUCCGUCUAACGGCUUUCCCUGACAGGCAAAAAGACAGAAUUUAACGAUCCAUUUAACAAUCCACGCUGGCAAAACGUGACUGUAAGCAUCGGGCAACAAACCUUCGACACGACCGAACUAAAAUUACCUAUUUAGAGCCUUUAGGUUUAGUGAAACAAAGAACAAAACAUAGAAUAUAGCGGCAAAUUAACUCUCCUUUAUUGUAAAAAAAUUCUAAUCCAGCUUCCACUCAAUGAAGAAUGUUAAACGAACUUAAUUGACAGAUUUCAAGUUCUUGCUGGAACACGUCGAGUCUUAGGAUAUGAGUAUGAUGUGAAGAAUUUUACAGAUCAAGGAGGAUGUUAUCAGCCGAGGCGGAUAACAGCCUCCGAGAUCAGCAUAAUUCUUCACAUCAUGCGAAGGCCGAAUACAAUAAUCAUUUUAUUGCUCAUUCAAAACAUUUCUAAUUUCUUAACAAGCUUACUUCCUCGUAGUCUGCUACACAGCCGUUUUUAGUGUCGGCAACUGUGGGGAGGAGCGUAGGCUCUAUUUCCGCCGUCGGGGGGAUGAGUGCGGGCUCGUUUUCCCGAACAGCGGCUGGUAAUCGAGCCUAGGAGGAGCGUUGCGUCUGCUUUGUAGCAGACUAACCUCCUCGUAGACUUCAUUCAAAACUUUGAGCUGUUUCUCUGCACGGUUUCAGGUAAUAAACAGAUCUAUUUCCUUGCAGAUAUUCCACAAAAGGUAGAUAACAUCCAUCGUGCAAUAUGCUUUGCGUAUAUUUGCAUUUCUCUCAUUCAAUUUUAGUAUUAGUCAGAGAUUCAGCUAUUCACACGUCUUGGGAUAGCCGUGAACGCCAUUUUUUUAGCUCACUAUUGCCCAAGCAGCCUCGUUUCCAAGGAAAUAUACCAUCGACCAACCUUGAUCGUUUCCAAUCUAAUUUAUCUUCUAAUCGAUGGCAUCUUCCAAAUAUGGUAAGCGCCAGUUGGUUAUGAAUAAUUAGCUGGGUAAUUGGUCUUCCAGAGGAGCCGAUAAGUAAUCGGCUCCUGGUCUUCCAGUAAUCUUUUGUUAACCCUAUUUAGACCGGGCAUUUUUCUGCCUCCUGCGACCGGGGUGAGGCCUCGAAGCCUCGAUCCUCCCUAUAACUUCAAAACCGCUCAAGAUAUGGCCAUCAAAAUUACACAGUAUAAUGUACUCAUCAUUUUAAACAUCUAGGCAUAACUUGAUUGACACAAUGAAGUAAUUUGACCUCAUCCUGACGUCAUAUUGCUGCAUUUAUUAGGAAAAUCCAGAUUUCACUUUAAGUAGCCAUAAGCGAAAUACACUUAAAUAGGAAGGUGUCUAAUAAAUUCAAGAGGUUGGCUUACACAUAAAUAAUCUUAAACAAUAGCAGUGAUGUUAUGAUGACAUCCGUUAUCAUUAAAGAAGGAACUAGAAGUAUUUUCUAUCUUAGAUCCUUUAUUCUGAAUUAAUUAAAUGCAUUCUCUUUUACUUAACACCCGUGUGAAUGGAGGAAAUCGCGAAAGAAAACUUGAUCAGCGUACAUAAGAAUACUUAGGAAGCAAAACAAUCGACAAGUUAUGAAAUUGGGAGAGAAAUAGCCGUUGUUGAAAAUUAAACCCAGAAUCUGCCAUUUUGUCGUUUUAUAUUAACGUUGUUUUCUCCAUUUAAUCUCUAGAUGGCUGGAAUUGCAUUAACAGCUAUAAUUCAAUGAAGAAAGAUACAAAUGAAGCCUUUUUUAAUAGAAAAAAUGCAAAUUAAAAAAGCAGGGCUGUAAAAACUCGGUUGCCAUCGUAACAUCAAUGUUGCCACGGCAACAAGACUACACAAAACGUUACGAUGACUUUAAAUGUUUGGCGGUCAUAGCUUGAACAGUUUUAAAGUUAUUCAACUUUUUAGCUAAGGGGGCCUCAAACCCUUCCUACCCUGGUCUGAAUAGCUAUAUAGGGUUAAGGUAAAUCCCACUGUUAAAUUAAAACGGAUAAUUCAUUUGGAUAGCUUUGGUUGCUCAGCUGCUGAAUCUUAUUAUUUUGAAUACGGAUCAAGUGAUUAAAGCACUGUUUAUACGUGAAUAUUUUUUUAUUUAUUUAUCAAAGUGUUUGUUGCAAUACAGAUAACGAUGCUGUUUUCUCUGGCUUCUUUGAUUCUUUUUCAUUCAUCAAGUGGUGAGUUUUAGAGUUUAGAAUUAUGUUUCUAAUGUUGUGGAACAGUCUCGGUUAGAGAUGAGAUGAAAACCCUUUUUCGUCAUCAGUCACAUGAUUAUGCCAUUUUUAGUAUAAAAAUUCAGGAGUGGGGAGUUGUCAGUUGUCAAGUUGUAUUUAGCCGCGUUGGUAACCUACAAUUGACAACUUUGCCACAUAGUUCUCUUAAUCACACAAUUUUUUCUGCUCUUGAUCUACUGUUGGGUAAUUUUCACAGGAUUGUUAACUAGCACGUUUGUAUCAAAUAUGACAAUAACACCGGACAUGCAAGACUGCACGCCUUCCUUAAGCUCCCCUAGUCCUAGCUGACUGUUAAUAAAAGAAGGAAAAUUGUCCGCAACUACCUUGAUAUUCAAGACAAUGUUGAUCACCAUCACAACAAACUGGAACUUAAAAAACAAGUCGAGAUUCUGUUACUCUCAGUGGAAUAAAUUAGCAAUAGUUCUUCAUUUGCUAUACUUCGUGGUUACAUGACUGUUUUAUAUUAUUGGUGGUGACUUUCAACUUGAAAGCUUUUCACUCCUCUUGAGAUACGAAGACCUUUGGGGCAAUUUUGUUACGAGGCCUUCUUUAAUGAAAAUAAUGACUGAGCGCUUAGUGCGAGGUUAAAGUUUUUAAGGUGGCCGAGGAGCGAAGGUAUUAUCUGAUUUAGUGCACCUUUAUCCAUCGGUUUCGAAACCAACAUUUCAGUUUUGUGUUUUAUACUUUACGGAUCUGCUUUUCCAUUUGUUUAAAGAAAAUAACCUGUUUAGUACAAUGGAGAGGUGCUUAACAUAUUAAGUAAUAUUGGGUAACGUGACGAUCUAUAGGGCUCGUAUGGGAACGUAAAAACUCGUAAAACUUGAUUAUUCUUAACUUACUGAUGCUAAAAUCCUAGAUUGCUUUAAAAAGACAAAAGAACUCAAAACAGGGCACGAAAAAUUUAUUUUACUUCUUUUCUCCACAAUAAGCUAAGUGAAGGCGAAUAUCAUCGAGUUUACGUUUCCACAAAAGAAUCAUCUCAAUUCGUUACGUUGCGCAUUGUUUGAAAUAUUGAUUAGUAAGCACUUAACUAGUGACAAGAUAUGAGAUGAUUGUGAUUUUACCAAGUCAUAAUUAUCUAUUCCUUUCUUCAGUUUUCGGUCUUUCGCUCAUUCGUUCAUUUACUGGUCAUUCAUUCCCUUUUCCCCUUUCUUCCCUUUUCCCUUUCUUCCUUCGUUCCUUCAUUCAUUCAAGUCAUUUCCUUUUCAAUACUAAAUUAUGGACUGAAGCACACGCACCGACUCCGCGGUAUGGCCACUUUCCCCCCCUCAUUGAUCCGACGGCUAUACCAUGCCGAUGAGCCCCAAUAAGGACAAAACAGCUGUCUAUGGCUGCCACUGCCGGAGUGAUACGGUUGUACGCAAGCGUAAGGUAUUGGCCAUACCGAGGAGUUGGUACGUGUGCUUCAGUGCAUAAUUUGGUAUCAUUUCCGUUGCCCCUGGAUAUAGCACUUUAUAUCUAUUUGUGCAUAGAUAUCCAAUUCGGAAAAAAAUCAAUUACAAUCCAAAGACAUUGUAACUUUUUCUCUAUAGGUUGGCUUUUUAAAUCCAAGGUCUGUUAUGACAAAUAUGGCUGCUUUGACCGUCAUCCGAAUCUUCUGGUGCGGCUUCCACAAGAACCAUCCAAACUUGGAACUUCUUUUCUCCUUUUUACCAGGAAAAACAGUCAGACUGCGAAAAUCAUUGAUGACAGCGAUGUAAACAAGCUCAGAGAUUCAUUUUUCGAGAUUUCCAGACGAACGAUUUUUCUUAUUCAUGGAUUUACAGGUAAGAUCCAGCUUUUACUAAUUAUAAAGUUGAUGAAAUUAAACAUUUAUUAGUUAUUAUUAGGCGUAGUAAGCAGUAGCGGAUCCAGGGGAGGGAGUCCGGGGCCCCCCUUAUUUUUGGAUCAAACUGAGUCCCGAAGGGCCGAAACAAUUUUUUUUAAGACCGCCCCCCUCCUCCCCACUUAUCUCAGGGUCUAAAUGACCGGACCCCCCCUUAUCUGAAGGUCUGGAUCUGCCACUGGUGAGAGCGUUACUAAAAUAAUACUUAUAAAUAACAAAAAAAAAACAGCUACAGCACAUUUAGUACAUUUUUAGUGGAAGCUCGAUCGAUAUAACAAACCUUGAUAUAAAGAACGCAGCAUAACGAAAGAUUUUCUUUAACCAAGUCAUAGUAAAAUAUAUGAAAAAGAACCUCGAUAUAACGAUAGCUCCUACUAGCGAACAGAUUUUGCCAGUCCCUUGCAUUUUCGGCCUUUCGGCGUUCUAUCAGUGUAACUAUACUAAUGGUUCGGAAUUCGGAAUCUUACAGAAGUGGUCUCUAAAAAUAACUUAAAUUCACUCCAUUGUGUCAAAUGAAAAUCAAAGUUUGUGUAUUUUACGUCUUACUAGGCAAUCUUGAGGGUAUUUAUUAUGAAAUCAAAGGCGCACUGUUAAAUCGUGAGGACUGCAAUGUGAUAAUGGUAGACUGGUCCAAAGGAGCUGCAUCCCCAUAUGGUCAAGCCACUGGGAAUGCUCGGCUUGUUGGGGCUCAGAUAGGAGAGCUCAUAAGGUUCCUCAUCGCCAGUACUUCUCACUCGGCUAGUUCCGCUGUAAAUCGAUUCUACAUUGUGGGCCACAGCCUUGGAGCACAAGUCGCAGGUUACGCUGGGAGUUAUUUUCAGGAUAAGUAUGGAUUGAGCUUGGGCCGCAUAACAGGUAAAUAAUCAAAUACGUUAUAUAAAUGAAGAAAGUUAUGUCCCUUACACCACACCUGAUCACGCUAACCAUUUUUAUUGGCUAUCAGGCUUAGAUCCUGCUAGUCUGUUUUUCAUAACAGUCUCGAACAGCUUUCGGCUUGAUAAAAGUGACGCUCAAUAUGUUGAUGUCAUUCAUACCAACGCUGGGAUCCAGGGAACUAUCUGUGCGAGCGGUCACACCGACUUUUGGCCAAAUGGUGGAAGCAUCCAGCCAGGCUGUCCUCUCAGUGAUCUGACAAAAAGUAAGAAUUUACAAAAUGGAGACAAUCAUAAUUAUUCGCUCGAAAUAUUUCUUAUCUUUUUACGGAAUUUGGGAGGUAGUUCUGAUUUUUAUCGAACAAAUUCUUGGGUAAAUACACACAUUUUAAGCAGUCUACGAGAAGAGAAUAAAUGUUUUUUAAAAGUUUUUUAUAACUUUUCUCUGGUAUUGAAAUAAUAUAAUGCUUGACAGAUGAGAAAGCACAAACUCGAACGCAAUCACUAAUCUAUGAUAAUUGCUACUAGUCUGAGGAGGUCACCUGACCUACAGGCAAACGUAAUUGCUUUCUCUGACGUUUUCAUUGCCAUCGUCGUCGGUCGUCAUUUCGUUAACUCCCUUAACAACCUUCCAAAGGGCAGAGGUGGCAAGAAAAUCACCAUUUAACUAUGACAUACAUUAUUUGCAUCACCCAGACAAAAAUGACCUCACUGGCCUUUUGUAUGAAUUCACUUGUUAUUUUUUUUAAGAUUGCGACCACGGAAGAGCACCAAAAUAUUUCCUCGCGUCUGUUGAAGGAUCAUGCUCCUGGAAAGCCUAUCCGUGUGCUAAUUACAUCACAUUUCUGAAAGGGAGUUGCACUAGCUGUAAUGGCGAAUGUCCAAGCUUGGGUUUCGAUGCUGAUCUUACUAAAAAGGGAGGAAGCUUCUACUUGCAAACAACCUCGAAGGAUCCUUUUUGUGGUACGAUGUACUCAAUUAAUGACUUAUUAAUGUAGGCAUGUGUUCAAUGCACCUUUUUUGUUCUUUUAUGUAUCAUGAUCACAGUUCUUGUUCACUGUUGAAAAGAAUGCGAAAGAAAAGGAAAAAAACAUUACCGAAACGUUCGAUUACAAGCACUGGAGCCAAUUCAAACUUCUCGAACUCCCUAAAUAUUACCCCCGAGAUUCAAUUUUGGUUUUGUCCGAAAUUAGAUCUACUGCUGAUCGUUUGAUAUCGGAUUCCGUUUUGAAUGUAAAUAACUGAAAUAGAUACAAAUGAUGUUUCGCUUUUUCUCCGAGAUUGUGAAAGGCAUUUUUAGUGCAUCGCCUUACAUUGGACAGUGUCUACAUGGAAUUGACGUAGAAGGCCGCAGGCCUACCUUGUCUUUGAUAAAAAAAAAGGCAAACAUUGCAAAGCUAAUAAGUAAAACUCUAAUCACGUGUAGGGUUUAACUACCGUACUCGGUUUCUGCUACAUGAAUUUGGUGAGCCAUACUUUGUCCCGGGGGGGUGUACUGUCGCUCCUCGUCCAUUCUCUUUCAAUCCGAGUCAUCAUACGUUACAUUAAAGUUGUCACACACUGUACCUCGCAAAUUUUCCUGAUGAUAAGCACGAGAGAUCUUGUCCUCAACCUCCUUUUCUUGGUGCAUGAUUAAUUCUUUUAUUCUUUUAAAAGACAGUUAUGCUGUGAAUUUUUUAGGAGAAAUUAGAUGCUGAUCAAUGUUAGAGGGAAGGAAGCGUCUGGGAUACUUUGGCUAGAGCAAAAUAUCUUUUCGAACGAAACAUCACAAAUAUUAAUACUUCUACCCUGCUUAGUUUGGACAAAACAGAUAAAUAGGACAUUUUCUCCUUUAUUGCAGGAAAGACGAAACAGCUGGAGUAAUGGUUCACUUUGUCGGUUAAUUUUACGCAAUUUAGUGUUAGUGUACUGUCUGCAAUAUAAUCAGUGAUAUGUUAUAAGUCUGGGUGCUUUUGUUUAUUCCGAUUUAUUUAUAGAUCCUGUCGAAAAGGUUUAGAUUUGAAAAAUUUGACACUUUCUACGGCUACUUUUAUAAUCAACUAGCAUAUUGGAGAUACACAGUUAAUGCAAAAGUAAAAACAAAUUGAGCGUUUUUCGCUUGGAUUGUCCAUAGUUUACCCCUGCAUGUGGAAUCCGGAAUUCUGGACUUUGGAAUCCGGAAAACAGCUCAAGGAAUCCGGAAUCCAAGUUCCACUGACAAAGAAUCCAGAAUCCAAGACGGUCUUGGAUUUCCUUACACAAUGCAUGGGACGAUUACAAUGUAUAUCGAGACAAACUCUACUUUAUUCGCUUCUUAAUGUUAUGUAUAUAUAUGACUUAGACUCAAACGCCGCUGAAUCAACAAACGAAUAACUUGACAGAGGAAAAUUUGACUGACUAUAGCUAACGCUCCGUUACGGCUGUGACACAAGACCAAUCACAACGUACUACUAAUCACAUUUAGAGUCUUGAAAUCACGGCUCAACCAAUUAGAUCAGUUUCGUUCAUAAUAUUAGGAACAUUCUUCUUUAACCCUGGGGAAAGAACCGGGAGGUACUUUAGGAAUUUCUGGGUGGGGAUGUACCGCUGGGACCCUGGAACCCUUAACCUAUACCAGAGCUAGUUCAGCUGAAUUUUGCCACCCUAUACUAGAGUAAACUCCCCACAUCCCCCUAUCCUAGAGUAGCUGUUUCCCUUGUCUAGAUAAAAUCUUCAACCAACUGAUCAGUUUCCUAAAAAAUGAUACCCUAUUCUAGACCCAAACGCUCUGAUUUAUAUACCCUAUCCUAGAGUAAACUGCCUGAAAACCAUACCCUUCACAGCGGCACAUCCUAUAUAGCCCAUAUAUGGCAGUACCCCCCCCCCCCGGGGGGGAAAGGAAGCCCUUGCAUUUUCCCUAGAUUCACCCCGCCUAGUACAUCGGACACCCCGUUAAUAUGAACACUUUCUAUAGCCCCUUCAGAGUUCCGUAUCAACGGGGUUUGACUCUCGGUAUUCUAUUUGACACUGACGGCAAAUUCGAUCCGUUGCUGCUGCACGUUUUGUUUACUUCUGUACCUAUUCGGAAUUGUUAUUAUUAUGCAAUGCAAUGCCGGUAAUACCAAGGACGGUGAUUGUGAAACUGUUUUAAGAUCAGUGUCAAUUAAACUGUCUGCAAUAAAUGAAGUUAAAUGUUAUGAAAUAUGAAUGUUUCCAUUUGUUCCAUUUUUUAUUAAUUUGGCUUAAAUUUGAUUUGGAAACAUUGCCAACACUUUCUACAACGUUUUCAGCAACAUUUUGACCUCCAUAAUGCUUUGACUUUAAUAAAAACGUGUCGCCCUAACAGAUAACCUUGUAAUUACAGAAAAUAGCGUCACAUUUCUGCUGUGUUUGUUGCUUGUGUUUUGCAUGGUAUGCCAUGCAUCCCAGGACUUGCUUAGGCAAAAUUUAGAAGCUACAGUUUAAAUAAAAUAAAAAAAGUUGGUUGGUUAUUGUUAUAUUCUUAGACUUUCACUCAACUAAACAGGAACUGUCAUUGGUUGAAUUUUGGUCACAUGGCCUUGACUAUUAACCCCGCUCGGGAUUGCUCGGGAUGCAUAAUUAAAUUACAACACGUGAUCAAAGCAUGGUGGAAAGUGGCGUAACAGAAGGCGGGAAAAACACUGGCAGUUUUCACUUUCGGGGAUGAACACAACAAGAGUCCACAACACAAACAGGAAGCCUCAUGCAAGCUAAAAAGCAACGAUUUUCAAAGUUAUCCCUGAAGAGAAAUAGCAGCUAGUAGAGGAAAAAGAUGCACAUAAUACUGAUACGGAAAAAAGUAAAUCAUUCAUUCAGUGGUUUUAAGAAUUAAAUUUGUGUCCUUAUAAGAACCGAGUCGACUGUUUUGAUUCGCUCCGGUUAUUCUUUUGUCGCUGUUUAAGUGAAAGUCAAGAAAUAUAACAAAACAGUUAAUAUCAGGUCCCUCGGCACUCUCGGAGACCUAGGGGAAGUUAGUCUGGACGAUAGAAUGUUCGUGAUGAAAGUUACAGCUUUCACCACGAACAUUUUAUCGUCCCGACUCAGACUGCCCCUGGGUCUCCAAGGAUGCGUGGUCCCUCGGACUGAAAAAUAGCGUUGAAAUUGCGUUAUGAAAUGUAACAUUAUAGGUCACAUCACUUAAAGAAAACACUAUGACUUUAUUUCGACGAAAUUUAGGAAAUUACGAUGACAAACAAUAAGUUUUACUUUUAUUUGCAAGAUCACAUGUAAUUACUGGCAGGUUUACGUCGGAACAAAUACAUACCGCUGUUAAAAAUAUUUCGGACUGAAAUAUCGCGUUACAGUUGCCGAGCUACGAAUUGUAAUUCCGUUCCUCUUAGGGUACAAAUACACAUUGUUUCUUGUAAUCUAUGCUCAUGAUAGGAAACAUGAAUGAUAGAAACUCACCUUUAAACUUUUAGCCGUGAUUCCGAGUCUUUGUACAAGUUCCUCCUCGUCUUUCUUUAGCAAAUACGGCCGCCGUCUGAAUGCUAAUUCCAGCUCCCGAACCUCGAUCGGUAAGAAGGUCUUGCGCUGUCGCCUCUUUUUGGUUGAAUGUUUGGUUGGAGUCGAAGCUUGAUCGGGCUUACCGUCACAAUCGCUGCUGGAACUUGGGAUGUCAAGGUAAAGGAGUUAACGGUGGACUGGUUUCCCUGUGGUUGGGACACGGACUUGCGCACUCCCGGCGGAGUAAGGCGAUAACGGCGGACUGGUAUCACUGUUGCAUUCUGUAAAUUAAAGAUGAAUUAAAUUUUAGUUUUUCAAAUGUCACAUAAUAUUUCCUCUUAAUUUCACUUUAAAUACAAGUAGUCAACAUAACUAUAGACACAUGUUUUAAUGUUUAUUCCUACGGACAAUUUUGGAUAGGUAAGUUGUUUCAUAAUACCGCUCUAUUGGUUAGUUUUAACAACAGAAAUCUCCUGCCUAAAGCUGAGUAUUUCUCUUUUUCUGUUUCCGAGAUUGAUUAAAAUAUUAUAGUAGAGAGGCAAGGAGAUAAAAACUGAUUUCUAAUGAUCAUUGCCGUAAUCAAAAAUGCCAAAUAAUGGCCUCGAAAAAGACCUCGAGUAUCUGAAGCUAGAAUUCUUAACUUACCAGAACUUGAAAAAAAAAUGAAUUAUUUCAUAUAUACCUCACAUCCUUACCAGAACUUGAUACUAUGUUUGUUAACAGCAGGGGGGGUAGGUAACUCUAUUGUUUUCCACCUAAGUUUCUUCACCCACUCCGCCUGCCAGUAUGACGUCGCGUAGUAACGGGCAAGAUGUAUAAAUUAGCAAGGGAUACGACAGUUAUUUGGACGAGCAAGGUCGAGGGAAAGCUAGGAAGCUAGCAAAUAUCGCUAUACAUCGCUUAUUUGAUCGAAUGUGUGUGAGCUUUGGUGUUGCUAUAAUCUGCUUGUGUAAACCGUUUUGAUAUCAAUUUUGUGUCCGUGAUUGUAUAAUUUUGUUAAUUUGUUUUGCCGGCCGUGUUGCGGGAUCGCCAUCUAUUUCACGGGACCGGCAAGGUCAUCAACACUUAAAUCUUUUUUUCUCUAAACUAGGCAAAGUCUAGUCUCCAGAAUAGGAGGUUCCAUCCACAGAUCACGCAUGUUUGUAUUUCAUCUAUUCUUUUGCUAAUUAAGUGGGCGUAACUUGAGCGGUCAUAGCUUGAACAGUUUUAAAGUUAUUCCACCUUUUAGCUAAGGGAGCCUCAAACCCUUCCUCCCCUGGUCUGUAUAGCUUUAUAGGGUUAAGGUAAAUCCCACUGUUCACACUGUUAAAUUAAAACGGCUGCUCAGCUGCUGAAUCUUAUUAUUUUGAAUACGGAUCAAGUUAUUAGAGCACUGUUUAUACGUUAUUUAUCAAAGUGUUUGGUGUAAUACAGAUAACGAUGCUGUUUUCUCCGGCUUGUUUGAUUCUUUUUCAUUUGUCAAGUGGUGAGUUUUAGAGUUUAGAAUUAUGUUUCUAAGGUUGUGGAAUAGUCUCGGCUACAGAUGAGGCGGAAAACCCCUUUUGUCAUCAGUCCAUAUGCUAUUUUUAGUAUAAAAAUUCAGGAGUGGGGAGUUGUCAGUUAUCAAGUUGUAUUUAACCACGUUGGUAAGCUACAAUUGAGAGCGUUGCCACAUGAUUCUGUUAAUCUCACCAUUUUUCAUGCUCUUGAUCUACUGUUGGGCUUUUCAGGAUUGUUACGUUUGUAUCAAAUAUGACAAUAACACCAGGCAUGCAAGACGGCACGCCUUCCUAAAGCUACCUUAGCUGACUUAUAAUAAAGGAAGGAAAAUUUUGUCCGCGACUACAUGGAUAUGCAAGACAAUGCAUGUUGAUCACCAUCACAACAAACUGGAACAAAAAAAAGUCUUUACUUUGUUACUGUCAGUGUAAAAAUUAGCAAUAGUCUUUUAUUUGCUAUACUUCGUGGUUAGAUGACCGUUUCAUGAUAUUAUUGGUGGUGACUUGCAAUUUAAAAGCUUUUCACUCCUCUUGCGAUACGAAGACCUUUGGGCAAUUUUGUUAAGAGGCCUUCUUUAUAAUGAAAAAAGUGACUGAGCGCUUAGUGCGAGGUUAAAAUUUUUAAGUGGCCUAGGAGUGAAGGUAUUAUCUGAUUUAGUGCACCUUUAUCCAAUGUUUUGAAAUCAACAGUUCAGUUUUGUGUUUUAUACUUUAUGGAUCUGCUUUUCCACUUGUUUAAAAAAAAUAACCUGUUCAAUGCAAUGGAAGGGUGCUUAACAUAUUAAGUAAUAUUGCGUAACGUGACGAUCUAUAUAUAGGGCUCGUGUGGGAACGUAAAAUUCGUAGAAAUUAUUCUUAACUUACUUGUGCUAAAAGCCUAGAUUGCUUUAAAAAGACAAAAGAACUCAAAACAGGGUCCUAAAAGGUUUAUUUUACUUCUUUUCUCCACAAUAAGCUAAGUGAAGGCGAAUAUUAUCGAUUUUACGUUUCCCCAAAAGAAUCAUCUUAAAUCGUUACGUUGCGUAUUGUUUGCUAGAUUGAUUACUAAGCGUUCAACUAGUGACUAGCUAUGAGAUGAUUGUGAUUUUACCAAAUCAUAUUUAUUUAUUCCUUCCCUCAUUUUUCGGUCUUUAGUUCAUUCAUUCAUUUACUGGUCAUUCAUUCCCUUUUCCCCUUUCUUCCCUUAAUUUUUCCUUUCUUUCUUCUUUCCCUCAUUCAUUCAAGUCAUUUCCUUUUCAAUACUAAAUUACUCAUGGACUGAAGCACACUUUCCCCCGCUCAUUGACCAGAGGGCUAUGCUAUGCUGAUGAGCCCUAAUAAGGACAAAACAGCUGUCUAUGGCCGUCACUACCAGAGUAAUAUGGAUGUGCGCAUGCGUAAGGUAUUGGCCAUAGCGCGUAGUUGGUACGUGUGCUUCAGUGCAUAAUUUGGUAUCAUUUCCGUUGCCCCUAAAUAUAGCACCUUAUAUCUAUUUGUGCAUUGGUAUCCAAGUCGGAAAAAAAUCAAUUACAAUCCAAAGACAUUGUAACUUUUUCUCUAUAGGUUGGCUUUUUAAAUCCAAGGUCUGUUAUGACAAAUAUGGCUGCUUUGACCGUCAUCCGAAUCUUCUGGUGCGGUUUCCACAAGAACCAUCCAAACUUGGAACUUCUUUUCUCCUAUUUACCAGGAAAAACAGUCAGACUGCGAAGAUCAUUGAUGACAGCGUUGUAAACAAGCUCAGAGAUUCAUUUUUCGAGAUUUCCAGACGAACGAUUUUUCUUAUUCAUGGAUUUACAGGUAAGAUCCAGCUUUUACUAAUUCUAAAAUUGAUCAAAUUAAACAUUUAUUACUUAUUAUUAGGCGUAGUAAGCAGUGGCGGAUCCAGGGGAGGGGUCCCGGAGCCCCCGGCCCCCCCUUAUUUUUGGAUCAAACUGAGUUCCGAAGGGCCGAAACAAUUUUUUAAGACCCCCUCCCACUUAUCUCAGGGUCUAGAAGACCAGGCCCCCCUUUAUCUGAAGGUCUGGGUCUGCCACUGGUGAGAGCGCUACCAAACUAAUACUUAUAAAUAACAAAAAAAAACAGCUACACGACAUUUAGUACAUUUUUAGUGGAACCUCGAUAUAACGAACCUUGAUAUAACGACCUCGGCAUAACGAACGAUUUUCUUUAACCAAGUAAUAGUAAAAUAUAUGAAAAAGAACCUCGAUAUAACGAAAGCUCCUAACAGCGAACAGAUUUUGCCAGUCCCUUGCAUUUUUGGCCUUUCGGUGUUAUAUCUACGGUUCCAGUGUACUCCUGUACCAAUGGUUCGGAUUUCGGAAUCUUACAGAAGUGGUCUUUAAAAACAACUUAAAUUCACUCCAUUGUGUCAAACGAAAAUCAAAGUUUGAGUAUUUUACGUCUUACUAGGCAAUCUUAAGGAUAUUUAUGAUGAAAUCAAAGGCGCACUGUUGAAUCGUGAGGACUGCAAUGUGAUAAUGGUAGACUGGUCCAAAGGAGCUGCAUCCCCAUAUGGCCAAGCCACUGGGAAUGCUAGGCUUGUUGGGGCUCAGAUAGGAGAGCUCAUAAGGUUCCUCAUCGCCAGUACUUCUCACUCGCAUAGUUCCGCUGUAAAUCGAUUCUACAUUGUGGGCCACAGCCUUGGAGCACAAGUCGCAGGUUACGCUGGGAGUUAUGUGCAGGAUAAGUAUGGAUUGAGCUUGGGCCGCAUAACAGGUAAAUAAUCAAAUACGUUAUAUGAAUAAAGAAAGUUAUGUCCCCUACACACACUGGUCACGCUAACCAUUUUUAUUGGCUAUCAGGCUUAGAUCCUGCUAGACUGUUUUUCAUGACAGUCUCGACCAGCUUUCGGCUUGAUAAAAGUGACGCUCAAUAUGUUGAUGUCAUUCAUACCAACGCUGGGAUCAAAGGAACUAUCCGUGCGAGCGGUCACACCGACUUUUGGCCAAAUGGUGGAAGCAUCCAGCCAGGCUGUCCUCUCAGUGAUCUGACAAAAAGUAAGCAUUUACAAAACGGAGACAAUCAUAAUUAUUCUCCCGAAAUAUUUCUUAUCUUUUUACGGAAUUUGGGAGGUAGUUCUGAUUUUUAUCGAACAAAUUCUUGGGUAAAUACACACAUUUUAAGCAAUCUACGAGAAGAGAAUAAAUGUUUUUUAGAACUUAUCUCUGGUAUUGAAAUAAUAUAAUGCUUGACAGUUGAGGUAACGCCAAGAAUAAAACUCAAACGCACUCACUAAUCUAUGAUAAUUGCUACUAGUCUGAGGAGGUCACCUGACCUACAGGCAAACGUAAUUGCUUUCUGUGACGUUUUCGUUGCCAUCGUCGUUGGUCGUCACCUCGUUAACUCCCUUAACAACCUUCCAACGAGCAGAGGUGGCAAGAAAAUCACCAUUUAACUAUGACAUACAUUAUUCGCAUCACCCAGACAAAAAUUUCCUCAUCUGCUUUUUGUAUGAAUUCACUUGUCAUCUUUUUUAAGAUUGCGACCACAGAAGGGCACCAAAGUACUUCCUCGCGUCUGUUGAAGAGUCAUGCUCCUGGAAAGCCUAUCCGUGUGCUAAUUACAUCACAUUUCUGAAAGGGAGUUGCACAAGCUGUAAUGGCGAAUGUCCAAGCUUGGGUUUCGAUGCUGAUCUUACUAAAAAGGAAGGAAGCUUCUACUUGCAAACAACCUCGAAGGAUCCUUUUUGUGGUACGAUGUAA